AUGCCAAUGGAAAAUAGUAUUCUCGAGACAUCUGAUGAUGGAAGUGGCAUGAUGGAUAAUAGAGAUCAACGAAGCAUCAACGAAGAAAACGUAUUCUACGAAGCCAAUACAGAGGAAAACAAAGAAAUGGACAUUCAGGAAGUGGAACCCGGAAUGAUACAUCCAGAAUUCAUGUACAACGAGCACGAUGAAUCUAUAUUUGAUGAUGAGAAUGUGUUCCCCAGUCUUAAUCCAAAGGCAGACGACAUAGUCAAAUUUGACCACAAUAAUCCGGAAUUAAUAAACCAUGGUACUUUGAAGGCAUUGAUAGUACAAUUGACAUCACCAGAGAUAAUUGACUAUAAUUUGAUUUGUGAUUUCUUCCUUACAUACAGAAUAUUUGUUGAUAGUGAAAAGGUGAUGAAUAUGUUAUUGAUAAGAUUGAUAUGGUCGUUACAGUAUAUCAAUUCGAAUAACGAAGCAAGUGUAAAAAUUGGUAAAUUGGUAUUAUUAAGAACUUUCGUAGUGUUGAGACAUUGGAUGUUAAACUACUUUGUUGACGAUUUUGACUCUAAUAACCACUUAUGUGAUAUAUUCACUUAUAACAUGAAUCAAAUAACAAAUGAAUCGAAUCUAGUUACAGAUGAUAUGUUUUUCGAACAAAAAGUGUUAAAAGAUUUAAAAAUUCACUGGAUUUCUUUACUCAACGAGUUUUGGAAUGUAGAUAUUGACCUUGGUAUAAUAUCAGAUGAUGUUUUACAAUAUAAAUUACCUAUGAUAUUUGAGAUUUCAAACGUCAAGAAGUUAUCCAAAAGCAAUACUGAAAUGUCCAUUCAUACAAAUGCUUCAUAUAGAAGAUCUGCCAUGUUAUCAUUAUAUGAUCCAAAGAUCCAGCAUAAAUGUCUUAUUUUCGGUACCAAUGGUAAUGAUGAAAACCCACAACUUUCUGUAAACAAUUUGUUGCUCCACCAUCGGUCAUCUAGACUUUCAGUAAAUACAAAACUACAGGAACUCAAAGACAAAAAAUUGAAAGAUGUAACCGUGGAAAGGAAGCCGUUAUCAUCAAACACAAAACAUAAUCAUAUGAAUCUUCAAGAUUCAUCGUUAGGAUUAAAGAAAACUUCACAGAAUAAGCAACAGAUUCCUGAAGAAACGCAGCAUGGCAUGGUGACUCCAAUUAAGAAUAAAGAAAAUAUAAAUUCAAACUAUAAGCUUUCUCCGAUUAAAAUGGAAAACAUUGGGUUUUCGACAAAUGGUAAUGUAAAACUUCCUUCUUCGAAAGUGAGCUCGAUUUUACCUCCUACUCCGGCGAAGAAAAUGGACUAUGUUAUCAAACAAAGUAAUGUGGAUGACCCAUUCCACAAACCUAACCAUUAUAUUAAGGAUGGGAAGUCUACAGAUGAUGCAUCAAAUGAUUUUGGAAGAAAGAAGUCAUUGAAAAAGUUUGUUGAUGGAUGGAAAAAAUCAUUUAAUCAUAGUUCAUCAAACGCUCCUCAUCAAUCACACACAAAAGAUAAUAGUCAGGGUAGUAAGGAUAUGAAUAAUUUAAUUAAAGAUGCAAUGAACGUAAUGUCUGAAAAUGAUGAGGAAAAUAUUGGGGAUAGAGUUGAUAUCCUAUGUGCCAGAGCUGUGGACGAAUUGGAAUAUUUAAUACGGUGUUAUGUUGGCAAUGAUUCUCCUUGUACUAUAAUCGAAGGGGAUAUAGAUGGUAUUGAUGAACAUAAUAAAACGGAUCCAAUUGAUGAAUUUGUCGAGGUCACUGUUGAUGAUUACCGUGAAGAUAAUAAAGUAGAUCUUUAUGAUGACGAAUCAAUUGAUAUAAUGGCAUCUCCAGCAAAGAAGGCUAGAGUAAAAAGCACAACUCACAGUAGUCCUGUGCAAGGAAAGAUUGAAAAUAUUGAGGACAACGAGGAUUCAUCGGCAAUUGAUAUUAAUGAUUUAUCAGAGCUAAAUCUCAAAAAGAUCGAUAAUUUGAUCAAUACAGAUGAGCUAACUAAUGGAGAACAAUGUCACGAUAAAGAAAAUUAUAACCAGCGAAGCCGUACUCCAGUUGACCAAAUAUUUGGAAGAUCGUUUGACGCAUCAAAUCAAUCUUCAUUUCAGAGACCAGCAAGCAUCAAUUGGAAUGAUGAGGGUAAUCUUGACUUAGAAUAUUCAGAAAAUAAGACAACUGGGUCUGUGGACGAUUUUGACGAUGAACCUAAAUCUCCAAUAACUCAGGACCAGUCAUUUGGCCUUGGUUCUCAAUUACCACCGGACCCCCAAUACCUUUUCAACAAUCAAUUUAAUAAGUCAUUUGAAUCUUCAAUCUCAACACCUAGUAACAUAACACAAUAUAAUGCUGAAGUCGCAGAUCUUGGAAUUGCCUUAAGCCCCCAACUGAUCAAAAAGAAUUCGGUAAGAAGAAUUAGUUUUAAUGAAGCUAACUUGACAAAGAAUAAUAGCAACCGGAAACGCAUGUCUACGUUAUCAAAAAAUUCAUCUGGUUCAAUAUUUCGGAAAGAUAGCAGAAACUCUGCAAAGUCUUAUGUUAGUUAUGAUUCAGCUUUUUCAAUUUCUAAUGGAUCAGUCAGCUAUAAAAAUAAGGAACCAGAUAAUGGGGAAUUAAGGAAAAAGAUGGCCCAUGCUGAUCUUCGUACUAUUGCUGGCAUUAAUGAUCAAAGACCAGCAUUGGAUUCUAGAAUAAGCAUGGAGUCAAUGUCAAUGAGCUCAUAUCUUUCAAGGUCCUCAUCAUUAAGGAAAAGUGUUCGGUUUAGUACAUUAUGUGCCUUGACUGAAUUACCAUUUGGUGAAUAUAAUGCAUCGAGUACCUCGGCUGAUAGACGUGUUCCAAGCACCAGGAAAGAAAUUAGACAACUGGAUAUUUCGGAUAGUUCGUUCUUUUCGGUUGCAGCUAGAUCGAAGACAAACUCUGUAAUGGUAUGUAAUGAACAAAAUACCCAAAAUAGCCACAAUUCAUCUAAUAAUUCAGUGGCCAUACCAGGAAUUAGCAAUUUCGUCUUGAAAGAACUAGCAGAUAUACCAGAUGAAUCUUAUCAAUUACACAGUCCACUUGAUCAUGCAUUAUACAAACUAGAAGGAAAGAAAUCAAAUUCAAGCGAUUCAAAACACGAAAUAAAGCACGAGGAAUUACCAAGAGGAGCGUCUAACGUGGAGCAACAAGCAAACGAGAGUAAUAUUACACCUGAUAACACCCAAGAUAUUUUAAAUGAAAUCAAUAAUGCCAACACUCAGGAUAUAGACGAUUAUCCGAGUGAUAUUGUUGAUAUGACUCAGGAGAGACCCUUAACCCCUGUUAAAAAUAUAAUGGUUGUUAGAUCGCCACAGAAGAAAACGGCAAGAGGAUCAUUAAAGAAAAACGAAAGUGUUUUCUUCGUUAGUAAUGGGCCCAGUCCAAGACAAUUUCCAUCACCUAAAACUAUUUUGAAUGGAUAUUAUAUUUCUACGGAUAUUUUGUCAAUAGAGAAAGUAAUGGAGGCGGACUCACAUAUUUCGUUUUUAUUGAGCUAUGACUCGAAGUCGUUAGCGGACCACUUCACCAUAAUUGAAAAAGAUAUUCUACAGGAGAUCGAUUGGAAAGAGCUAAUCGAACUUAAGUGGAACAAAGAACUAGUCCCCGUGAACAGUUGGCUUGAGAUCAUCGUCAACGACGACUACUUUCACAAAAACAGAGGGGUCAAUUUGGUCAUUGCAAGGUUUAACUUAAUGGUUAACUGGAUUAUAUCUGAAAUUUUGAUGUCCAAAACGCAACUCGAAAGAAUCAGCAUCAUCUCUCGGUUGAUCCACAUAGCGCAUAACUGCUACGUAUUGCAAAACUUUUCAACAUUGAUGCAGAUUAUCCUCGGAUUGAUGUCUGAAAAGGUCCUGAAAUUGAAAGAAACCUGGAAGAACUUGCCUCCGGGGGACAUCUUGAUCUUGAAAAACUUGGAAGAGCUCUCCUCGCCAUUGAAAAAUUUCGUUAACAUUCGGUUGUGUAUAAACCGCAUAAAACCAUCCAACGGUUGCAUUCCGUUUGUUGGAUUGUACUUAUCUGACCUUAUCUUCAAUGCUGAGAGACCUGCGUUCAUCAAGACUCAAAUCCCCCAUGCUGCGAAAAAUAAUGAUACCACCGGUGGGGACUCUACAUUGAAUACUCAAAAUAUUGCAGCAAAAAUGAUCAAUUUCUCUCGUUUCAGAACUUCGGUCCACAUCGUCAAGUCAUUAUCCCAAUGCAUCGAAUGGUCCUCCAAUUACGAUCUUUCCAUACAAAAAGACUUGUUGUCCAAAUGUCUCUACAUUAAGUCCUUGGACGAAGAAGAGAUGAACUUCUGUUUACUGAAUAUUGUCGACCCAUGA
Molecule: messenger RNA, 4314 nt
Organism: Debaryomyces hansenii CBS767
Lineage: Eukaryota; Fungi; Ascomycota; Pichiomycetes; Serinales; Debaryomycetaceae
Gene: LTE1
Product: mitotic regulator
Exons: 1
Coding region: 1-4314 (1437 amino acids)
Biological process (GO): positive regulation of GTPase activity; Ras protein signal transduction
Cellular component (GO): plasma membrane
Molecular function (GO): guanyl-nucleotide exchange factor activity
Source: RefSeq, a predicted model, not a curated record